Molecule: messenger RNA, 3656 nt
Organism: Linepithema humile (Argentine ant)
Lineage: Eukaryota; Metazoa; Arthropoda; Insecta; Hymenoptera; Formicidae
Gene: Atac3
Product: Ada2a-containing complex component 3
Biological process (GO): positive regulation of transcription by RNA polymerase II
Cellular component (GO): nucleus
Molecular function (GO): protein binding; transcription cis-regulatory region binding
Source: RefSeq, a predicted model, not a curated record
GCGAGAAAGCAUUGUUGAUUUCAGUUUGAAUUAACAGUCAUAGUGCACAAAAAUCUAGAUGUGAUGCUCGGUAAGCUUGGAUUCGGAAGUGCAAGCGAGUAUUUCUGCCGCCGUGUAUCCAGUUGGAAACACGAGCUAUCCUGCGUGCGAGAUAUUCAUAACACCGUUGUACAUAUGGAAAACGUUUUUAUCGCCUGAGCCGGACGGUGCUAAGAAUGGCGCCAAUGCGCCGCCAUUUUCACGAAACUUUACCGUGGCCGUAAAUCGCGAAGACUGUGACGAGGAAGAAUAGCAGCGGACGUCGCGUGCUGAUGGAAAGGUCGUCGGAAAAAUCGCAAAAAAGGCGAGAAUAAUGUGCUGGUCAGUCUGUUUGCACGAAGGGGAUUGAGUUCAAGAAGCAAGAAUGCAAUCUGAAAGCAUAUGUGCUAAUGAUAUUGAGGGUCUGGAUACAGACACUCUUAUACCGGUGGAACUUUUGGCUUGCGAUGUCUCUCCUCACUCGAGACCUCAUGAUGCCACAACGAUAGUAGAGCUUGGUAAGAAGCUUUUACAGUGUGCAAAAAAUGGUGAAACUGAGAGUGUACGGGAACUUAUGUGUAGAGGCGCACCAUUCACCACAGAUUGGCUUGGUACAAGUGCGCUACAUUUAGCUGCACAGAACAAUCAUUUAGAGACUGCUGAAGUCUUACUUAGAGCAGGAAUAUCAAGAGAUGCUAGAACAAAAGUAGAUAGAACUCCAUUGCAUAUGGCAGCAUAUGAGGGACAUGAUCAAAUGGUACAAUUGCUGCUUAAUUAUGGAGCAGAUGUCGAUAGCAGAGACAUGCUAAAAAUGACUCCAUUGCAUUGGGCAGUAGAACGUGAACAUUUAGCUGUAAUGCACAUUUUACUGGACUAUGGAGCUGACACAAAUGCAACUAGCAAAUUUGAUAAAACUCCAAUUAGUCUCGCAUUAGAGCAUGAUAGAUUAGAUUUGGUAGAUAUACUACAACAGGAAAGAGAUAUAACAGGGAUUCAAGCCCAUCAAGAAGAUCAGGUUAAUUCUACGGAGUUGGAAGUAGCCACGCAGAAUUUAGUGCAUUUAGAGACUGAAAGCAAUAGUAGAAGUUCGAUAAUUCAAGAAGAGGAACAGGAAAAGUUUGAAGUAAUACAGCAAAAACAACCUCAAUCUCGCAAACGCAAGCAUUCUCAAGCACAAGUGGAGAAAAAACAAAAAAUGAUUUUUCAACGAAUCUCUGUAUCGCCAAGUCACACAGAUGGUGAACAGGAUAAAGAAGUUGAGGAUGUUGGACUAAUUGAUACAAAUAAUAUUACAAAUAAUAAGAAACAUAAAAACAUUAUGUCUAUAGGAAGUAUCAGUAAACAAUUUGGAUUAUUAGAAGCACAUGGAAUCACAAUGAUACCUGUAGAUGAUGAUUCGUCUAUUGUAGAAAAUGCAAUGGAAAGUGGGAGAACAGUAGUUUUAACAGAAGCUGGGAAACUUGCUUUAAAUUUGACAAAAGGUUCGCCGAUGAAACGUUUGCAAGUUGCUUCACGGAAAGGAACAGGGAGGAAAGUUAUAACAAUUAGAACAGAUCAAAUUCAGUCAUCCAAGAUUCUUAAUCCUAAUUCUAACACACCUAUUACUUCACGGGGUCCAAAUAUCUUGAGAAGAUCUCCUGUAGAUAAAACUACAAAGUUAUUUGUUACAACAAUUCCUAAUACUACAACAAUAUCUACUAUCACCGAAAUCAAGAAUUCUUUUUCAUCAAAGGAGAGAGUUGCAAAUUCUUCAACAAAAUUUGCGGAACCAACCAUUUUAGAACUAGACGAUGAGAUAGAAGAAAUUAUAGAAGAAGAUAGCGCAGAGAAAGAGCCAGAGACGGAUAUAGCGGUACUGAAUAGACAAUUAGCGGAAGCACGGAGACAAGCUGCAGAGUAUCGUAAGCAAUUGGAAGAAAAAGAAAAAGAAGCAGAAAUUUACAAACAGCAACUUAAAAAUAUUGCAGCCCAAAUAGCAUCUAAGUGAUUUUUUACAGAUUAUAUUUCAUAUAUAAUUUCGCAGCAUGCAAAUCCGAUUGUUUUGAUAUUAAAAGAACUUUGCAACGUUGUUUGGCACAUUUUAUCAUAUUAUUGAGAUCGUGAUACUAAUUAAAAUUCUCUUUUUGUAUCUUAAUUUUCCAUAAAUACGAAACAAUCUGGUAUUUUUAUUAUGAAUUGUGUUUAUCAUUUUACAAGCAAUAACUUUAAAAAGCUGAAAAAUUGACAUGCAAUAAGCAUAUAAAAACUGAUUCAAAAUGAACAUUGUUCAGAAUGAACAAUGUUUAUAAUAAAUUUAUUUCUCUUUAGCAGACAUGAAUUAUUCUUUUAAUUUUACAUUUAUAUUGUAAAAAACAUUAAUUACGUAAUUGAACAAAUAAUUCUACAAUUCGACAUGUGAAUGCAGAACAUGUAAAUGUACGAAAUUUUGCUUUCCACAUAAUGUAGUUAACUUAAUCUGUUUAUUAUCAAUCUGCAUAUAUAAAAUAUAUAUCAUAUAUAUUUUUGUUAAGUAACUAAAAAGUUGGAGGGAUUGCUUCAUUUAAAUUCUUAUCCAGAAAUAGAUAAGUAUUCGUUAUCUCUCUGUAUCGGAAGUUUAUAUGACUGAAUCCAAGCAUAUCCUAGCUCAUUUUGUACAAAGUAUAAGUUUUACCUCCUUUUUGUAAUAGAUAUAAAUAUAAAUUAAUUUUUUAUACAUAAAAAGAAAGCUAACUGGCCAAUUAUUUUUCUUCGAUUACUUUUUCGAUACUAUUUAAAAAAGAACGUUGAUUGUGUUGGUUGCUUUCUAAUAUUCAUCCGAUAUGAUAGUCAUUUCUGCGUGCAGUAUUAGUCAUUAAAUAGAGGAUGCGCGAAAGAGCGCAGCACAAAGAUUAAUGCCGUUAAUGUUUAUAAACUAUUUACUAUGUAUUUUAUAUGCAUAUUGUACUUUUAUAUGUAUCACAAAAUAUGCUUCUAUGACCGUUGCUAAGAAUUGAUUACUAUAGAUACUGAGAUAGAGUAUAAAAUACCCUUGAAAUUGUUGAAUUUUUGAAAUGCGAAGUUUAUGUAAAUUUCCUGGAGUUACGAUUCACAUUAUUACAGAAUUGUAUAUUGUUGAUGCAUCGGGCAUCCACCAAGAAAUGGAUUUGCUCGUGCUUGUAAAUAGAAUAUACAUAAUGUGGAAAGCAAAUCGAUUUGAUCAAGUCUUCAGCGCUAUAUGAUAUGCUUAAGAUAAUUUCGCAUAGUCCACUCGACUAGUACACUACGUCGCUUCGCAUAUUUUAAUUUAUAAUAAUGCGGAACUCUUGCAUUCCAAGUACUUCUUCAGCGGCUGCUCCAUAAUUUCGGACAGCUGUCGCGAAAGUGUGUGAAAAAAGGAAAACUAAAUAUAUAUAGUCAUUAUUAGAAAAUUCGACCAAUGUAAUCUAAUCUAAAGAUACUAUCGAACAAAUUGCGAAACAAUGAGAUGAAAUAGUGUACAGCAGAGGAUGCAGAGGAAAGUAGUUGACCUCAGGUACAAAAAGAAAAUGUCUUGUAUAAAAGCCCUACGGCAAAAAGUUGUGGAAUGCAACGGUCUAUACUUAGGAUAUGACUUUUCUAGCCAUGUAAUAUUGUAAAUAUAACUUUAUACAUAAAAGCUAAUAAAAGUUGUUAAUUACGAG